Striga asiatica is the source of this 888-nucleotide messenger RNA. NCBI's taxonomy places the organism in Eukaryota, Viridiplantae, Streptophyta, Magnoliopsida, Lamiales, Orobanchaceae. The record is from the annotation of a GenBank genome assembly.
CCAUUUUACUGCUUUUCGCGAGUGAGUUGGGGGGUCAAUGAAUGCAACGGCGUCGUAUUGAGCACAAAGCCCUAUGAUAUCUCUGAAUGUAAUGUUGAGGAUGUUCCACUUCAAUUGGGUAUUGACUGUCAUUUGAAUAAAUCUGGUGAUCCAAAAUGUUGUUCUCCAAUUGUUAAUGGAGUUCAAUCUUUGGAAGACUUUGAAAUAACACCUGAGAUGUUUGAUGAAUGCCAGAGGUUGGCUAAUGAGAGUAUUCGUAAAAGAAAUUCAUCAACUGAGUAUAAGAAAAUUCUCAAUCCUCAUGUUCCUGUUCCGAAUGUUCCUUAUUCGUCCAAAAGGACCACCUAUAGUUCGGCUCUUCACACACGCAACAUGGUUAUUUGUAAUAGAAAUCGUUAUGGUGCGCCUUCUAAACUGCCUAAUCCAUCUGAGGGGGUAAAGAAAGUCUUGCAUGGUUCAUUUCUGUUUGACGAACCAUUUUGGGAUGGAUAUAAUCUUAUUUGUGAAGGCUUUCAAAAAUGGUUAGUAAAGAGUUUAUUUGAUAGUCCAAAGCAAAAAGAAUCUGGCUUUGUGUUCUACAAGAAGCAGUCGUCAAAAGUGAAGAAUGGGUUUGAUUUCAACAUUGCUAAAAUUUAUGAAAAAUCAUGGUUCUUGAUUCUUGACGAUCGAAUUAUAUGUCUGGGUUUAAAAUUAUAUGUGGGAGGAUUUACACUGGUUGAUCAUGUGUUAUUGCCUAUGCAUACUGAGAUUGGUGGUGUGGGACAUUGGAUACUUGGAAGACUUUUUAUUAAAGAAAGGAUUCUAUUUAUUUACUAUAGCAUAAGGUCACCAGAUAUUGAUGCUGAUAUCCGUAAGGAUGUGGAAUGCUAUUCUACUUCAUUUCGUUUU